AUGUCCGACCUCCUCGAAGUCCUCCCUAAUUUUGACCUCAAACCGUACUCGCACCUUCUACAUUCUCUGGAGAAAAAUGGCGUCACUGUCGCCGACUUGAUCACUCUUGACCCCAUAGACAUUGCCAGAAAAUGCCCUCUUCCUGCGGCCGACGUCCAAAGAUUGGUUGGAGAUGUCAUACAUGCUCUGCAACGCGACACAUUGCAAGGAGUAAAGAAGAAGCGCAAGACUAGAGCUACGGAUGCAAACAAGACGGCAGACGAUGGUCCAGAGUCGAACGGGAUGGAUGUAGACUCGCCAUUGAAAGUCAGGACCUUGGAUCCGUGCAUAGAUCAAGCGUUGAACGGAGGCUUGCACCCAGGUCACAUUGUUGAGGUGGUUGGUGAGAGUGCUGUCGGAAAGACUCAGUUUGUUCUUGGUCUGCUGCUCUCUGUCCAACUACCUCCGCCCAAGGGACUCGGAAAAGGAUCAAUCUACGUCUCAACUGAAGGACCGCUCCACACCAAACGACUAAGCCAAAUACUCCUUCACCAUCCUGAGUACGAUGGCCUGGAUGCUGAACGAGGACCUUCACUUGAUCGUGUGCAUACUAUCGCAACAAAUGAUCUGGAGGCACAAGAACAUAUUCUUCGGUACCAGCUUCCCGUUGCGGUCCAGCGAUUCAAUAUUGGAUUGAUCGUCCUAGAUUCAGUGGCCGCAAACUUCCGAGCCGAACACGACACUCGGACCGCCGCUCAACUCGCCGACCGCGCCUUUGAGCUUGCCAAAUUGGGAAACAUUCUGAGGCGCAUCGCUAUCGAGAAUAACCUGGUGGUCGUGGUCACCAAUCAAGUGUCGGAUCGCUUCGAUGACUCGAAAAGCCUCCUUUACUCUUCGUCUCCGGCAACACCGUCCUCUCCUGCCGUUCCUGGACUGCACGCAUCGGUGGCGGCGGCUGUGCUGGAGAAACGGAGGGAGGCUCAGAGCCUUGACCAUCAACAACGGUUCUUCACAGGGUGGGGAGACGAGAAAGGAAAGAUCAAGCAUGAACAGAUGAAGACUCCAGCGCUUGGGCUGGCAUGGGCCAAUCAACUAUCUGCUCGCAUUGUCCUUAGGAUGGAGAGUGAACGGCAGGAAUACGCAGGAGGUAAUAUCUGGAAAGACAAGAAGAAAACCCGGACCUUCUCGGUGGUUUUUGCUCCAUGGGCGAGCCCGACGUAUUGUCCACUUCGAUAUGAAAUUGCAGUGCAGGGUAUUGUUUCGAUCCCAGACACCGAAAGGCCCAAAGAGGCACUCGCAGCCGUAGAUAAAGGGCACGUGGACCUUCUGGACGAGGCUUUCUGGGCCACAGAUGAUGAUGAAGAGUUUCCAUAA
Messenger RNA from Fonsecaea erecta, 1353 nucleotides. RefSeq lists its product as hypothetical. The transcript has a single exon. Gene Ontology annotation, biological process: telomere maintenance via recombination; t-circle formation; double-strand break repair via synthesis-dependent strand annealing. The record is from RefSeq and is a predicted model, not a curated record. The coding region runs from base 1 to 1353 and encodes 450 amino acids. Gene Ontology annotation, cellular component: replication fork; Rad51C-XRCC3 complex. Lineage: Eukaryota; Fungi; Ascomycota; Eurotiomycetes; Chaetothyriales; Herpotrichiellaceae. Gene Ontology annotation, molecular function: four-way junction DNA binding; ATP-dependent DNA damage sensor activity; ATP binding.